Messenger RNA from Odocoileus virginianus texanus, 2283 nucleotides. It is a transcript of the gene GSKIP, whose product is annotated as GSK3B interacting protein. The record is from RefSeq and is a predicted model, not a curated record. Gene Ontology annotation, biological process: regulation of canonical Wnt signaling pathway. Gene Ontology annotation, molecular function: protein kinase A binding; kinase regulator activity. Lineage: Eukaryota; Metazoa; Chordata; Mammalia; Artiodactyla; Cervidae. Gene Ontology annotation, cellular component: cytoplasm.
CGGGACGCCGCCGGUUCCCCGGGGAAGGGCUGCAGCCUCUCGGGAGUAUCUCUGCUCCCCCCAACCCCUCAACCCCACCCCCAGUUAUUGACCGCUGCCCGUUGUCAGCAACUUAUUCCUCGCCCGCCUCGUCCAGAAUGGAAACAGACUGUAAUCCCAUGGAGCUGAGCGGCGUGUCAGGAUUUGAAGAAGCAGCUGAGCUUAAUGGCUUUGAAGGAACUGAUAUGAAAGACAUGAGGCUGGAAGCCGAAGCCGUUGUAAAUGAUGUUCUCUUUGCUGUUAACACCAUGUUUGUCUCAAAAACGCUGCGCUGUGCAGACGAUGUGGCCUACAUCAAUGUGGAAACAAGGGAAAGGAACAGAUACUGCCUGGAGCUCACCGAAGCAGGGCUCAGGGUGGUAGGGUAUGCUUUCGACCAGGUGGAUGGUCAUUUACAGACUCCCUACCACGAAACAGUCUACUCCUUAUUGGAUACGCUCAGCCCUGCAUACCGGGAAGCAUUUGGAAAUGCGCUCCUUCAAAGACUGGAAGCUUUGAAAAGAGAGGGACAGUCAUGACUAAGCUUUUUUCCUGUUAGAGGAGGCUCCUGCUGGUACACAAGGUUGACAUACAGCUUGAAACUGCUACAUAUGGUCAUAGCAGAAAAUGCAUCUUUGAUUUUGUAUCUUUUAUCAUUUUUUUUGCUUCACAUGUAGGCUUUUGAUUGAUUAUUGACUAGUGAAUGGUCUUUCAUAGUUUCUGAUUCAUUUAGGAAAUCCUGAGGUCACUGCUGUGACACCAUCAUUAAGACAUUCAGAUUUCUUCAUGUAGUAUCUCUGCAUCUCAGAAACCUAAGCAGUAUUUUAUUCUCUUAUUACAGGACUUUGAGGCUGCCAGCACUCUCUCUUACCUAGGAAAUUCUAGAUUUGCACAGUAAUAGAGGAAAUAAAAUGACCUAACUUCAGACUUUGAUUCAGCUCGCUAAAUCAGGGGUUUACUACUAGCUCAGACUAACUUUGUAGUAAUUAUCUUGCUACUAGCCUUAUUGGAAACAAAUUAUCAACUAGUUUCCCCUGCACAAAUUUUUAAAUUCACUGCUUCAUUGAAUCUAUUUAUAUUAUUAAUAUGGACUGAUAAAAAUGAGUUCAUUAUAUAUUACAUAGCUAGUAUUUACAUGAAAAACAGGUACUGAAAUAGUACUGUAUUCCUUAUUUGCAACAGCCAGCCAAUGAAGAGGACAAACCUAGCAAAUGAAUGUAACAAUUACUUGUUUCCAAGAUAUUUAAGCACAUAAACAAAUAUAGGAACAGGCUCCAUUCUCUUCCUAACAAAAAGCAUCUUUAGCGUGUGUGAUGUAAAAGAAAGGAGAUUCUGAUUUCCUAGAAAAUGAUAUUUUGGCCUGUGUUGAUUCUUAUUAUGAAUGUUUGUUUACAUGAUGUACAGUAUAUAUUCAGAAAGUAUUUUUGCUUCAGCGUUUACUUUCUAUGAUGUAGUGCUUUGGUAUUCCCACAGCACCCCUCCUUCCCAACAGAUGUACAGUGUUCUGUCUCGAUGCAAAAUCUACAAUGUCACAUGAGCGCAUUGUAUGGGUUUGAAACCAAAGGAUGAAUGAAGCAUUCAGAGACUUACUAUUUGAAAAGGGGAGACUCUGUAUUUUAUAUUUUAUUACAGGUACUAAUAUUUAUAAUAAAAUAAACUAUACCAUGCUGCUACAUCUUUUCAAGUACAUGUUAAAUAUUAAGAAUUGGGAAGUUGUGUUUUUAAUACUAGUCAAAGCAGCAGCUAUACAAAUGUUGAACUAAAAUUCUGCAUCUGGACAUACCUUCAUAAUUUGUCAUUUGAAGACUUUUAUAAAUCAUUAUUAAACAAUAGUACUUUUAGACUCUUGAAGAUCAUGUAGACCAGAGCAAGUUUAAAGUUUGGUUUGGGUUAUUAUUGUCAGAGUUCAUCGGAAUGCUUAAAUUAUGUUUGACAAAUGAAUAUUCAUCCUCAGCUUUAUUUUCACAUGCUUAAGUGUUUGGGCAAUGAAGUCUAACUUCAGCUUGAAUUUUCUCAUGCUUAAUCUCAGGCUAAAUGUAAAGGGUAUUUGUACAGUUUGAAUAAAAUUCUGUUUACUAAUUUUGAGUUAAGUAUGGAGAAAAGUGAUUGUAUGUUUAAAGUUGAAAGUGUUCAUUUUGUGACAAAUAUUUGAUUCCAAGAGCUUCCAUUUUUUAAUUCCAUGUUGUUCCAUUUCAUUGUGAAGUGAUUAUUACUAUGAAAGAGAAACAGAGAGAGAAGACAUUAAUAAAACUACAGAUAUUAAAA